Messenger RNA from Hyphopichia burtonii NRRL Y-1933, 1614 nucleotides. It is a transcript of the gene STB3, whose product is annotated as Stb3p. NCBI's taxonomy places the organism in Eukaryota, Fungi, Ascomycota, Pichiomycetes, Serinales, Debaryomycetaceae. Gene Ontology annotation, cellular component: nucleus. Gene Ontology annotation, molecular function: sequence-specific DNA binding. The transcript has 3 exons. The record is from RefSeq and is a predicted model, not a curated record. Bases 1 to 1614 code for a protein of 537 amino acids. Gene Ontology annotation, biological process: positive regulation of transcription from RNA polymerase II promoter by glucose.
AUGGAGCUUCUCCAGCCCAUUCGCUCGGAGGAACAUCAAAAGAAAUUGUUAUCCACCUCUUCUCCGGAAGCAAUCAAAGUGGCCCUGAAAAUUACACCCACCCGUUUGGCUAACUUACUUAUACGUAAAGGACCUUUACCAAUACGUCAUAUCACCAGCCAAUUGGCCAUUGAAGUUCCUGGCUUCGACCUUCUUUCGUUAUCGAAACAAAGAAGAUUAAUCAUGGCUGCUAUGGACCAGACCGAUUUGGAAAAUAACGUUGUUUUUGAAAAAAUCGGUUGGGGUCAAUGGGCGGUUCGCAAAGUUGAUAGCGAUUAUAUCGUAACUGAAGGUACUGAAAAGGACACUUCUAUCAAGCAAGAACAACAACAGCCCGAUACUGAACAGAAUAAAAUUAACGUUCAUGAUUUAAGAAAUCAAUCUGGCUUGAAAUUAGGUUGGUCUAAAAAACAACAACCAAAACUUUCAAAUCCCGGUAGAGAAAAACUUAAACAAUUAAAUUCUUCAAGAAGAGAAUCAAUUACUAAUAAUCGAUCAAAUUUACAUAAUUUGAAAAUCCCAAAUGAAAGUUUAAAUAAUUCAAAUGCAAUUGUUUCUGAUUCUGAAGAUGAUUUUGCGUUAGGUAAUGAUGAUGACGAUGAUGAAGAUGCAAUCGAUGAAGAUAGUAGUGAUGAGGCCGAUGCUAGUAGCAAUGAUGAACUCUUCACUUUUGACCAUGAUGAUGAAAUUAAUAAUGGUUCAAGCACCAUUAAUAAAUUCAAGAAAAUUAAAUCUCCUCCAAUAAAAUUCGCUAAUCGUGUUCCAUUGAAAUUGAGUCCUCCUCCUCCCGGUGGUUCAAAUACUCCUAAUAAUGGUUCGAUGCCUUCUUCAAGACGUAAAUCUUCUUCUUCCAUUAUUAAAAACACUCAUAGUUAUAAUCAUAAUCAAACAAGACAUCAAAUCUUUAAUAGAUCAAGACUUAAUUCAAUUGAAAACUUAGAUAAUUAUAUCUUGUCGUCUGCUAAAAACUCAAAUGUCUCAAUCAAUUCUCCUCCUCCUUCUGCUUCUCAUGCUGCUUUAUUACUGGGUUCCCCCACUAAUUCUUGGACUUCUUCUGGUAAUUAUAUCCACAACGCAAAUAAUCAUCAAAAUUCAAGUCCCUUGAAUAAUGCAACUUCUUUGGAAACAACCUCUGCCGAUAGUAUCGCUGCUACAAUUUCAUCCGCUGGUCGUAGAAAAUCUUCCUUCAAUGAAUCUCAUAUUAGAUCAACCUUAUCCUCCCUGUUAUCGUCACCUCCAAAAUAUUCAAAUUCUUCUUUACUGAAACCACCUUAUGAUUUAAGUUCCCAUACUAAUUCAUCUUCUUCAGUAAUAAGAUCAAAUGGUCUUCAACCCCCUGCUUCUACUUAUAGUCGCUCCCUGAAAAAAUCUUCCAGUAACCCUAAUCAAAGUGAUACCGAUGAAGAAGAUUGGGCUACUAUCGGGGCUGAAAGUUUGCGCAAACAACAGGAAAAUGAUCACGUAAACUCAAAUAAUUCAAAUGAAAAUGAAAAUGGGUCAUCUAGAAAUAAAAAUCUGGAUGCUGAAGAAAGAACUGCUGCUGCUAUCGCUCUAGUCGAUUUGAUGUCGGUUUAA